Messenger RNA from Ilex paraguariensis (yerba mate), 1525 nucleotides. Lineage: Eukaryota; Viridiplantae; Streptophyta; Magnoliopsida; Aquifoliales; Aquifoliaceae. The record is from the annotation of a GenBank genome assembly.
AAAAUGCGGCCUCAAAACCUUUUUAUCGUUGCAUCAAAAAUUGGUUGGCUCUGACAAGAGAUCAAGCACAAAGUGCAACACUCUAUGGCUACUCUUGCUCCCUCAUCCUCUCUCCGCUUCACUUCUCCAUCCUCCAAUCUUUCUCCGCCUUCACUCACUUCAAUUCCACGCUUAUCACUCUUUUCCUCCCCCUCCUCCUCCUCCUCUGCUUACCCUCAUUCUCUCUCUUCCUCUCUCUCCAUCUCUCCCCCUUUCCUCACUUGCCCCACAAGUUCCAGACCACUUUCUCUCUCCUCCUUCACUGUGAAGGCCAGUUCUGCGGAUAAAAAGAAGGUUCUCAUAGUCAAUACCAACAGUGGUGCGCAUGCAGUCAUUGGCUUCUACUUUGCAAAAAACCUUCUGGGUUCUGGCCAUGAAGUCACCAUAAUGACCGUUGGUGAAGAGAGCUCAGACAAGAUGAAAAAGCCUCCGUUCAAUAGAUUCUCCGAAAUAGCAAGCGCUGGUGGCCGGACGGUAUGGGGGGAUCCCGUAGAACUUGAGAAGGUUUUGAAGGGGGCAGCUUUUGAUGUAGUGUUGGAUAACAAUGGCAAGGACUUGGAUACAGUGAGGCCCGUGGCAGAUUGGGCCAAGAGUUCUGGGGCAAAGCAAUUUCUGUAUAUCAGCAGUGCUGGAAUUUACAAGCCAACGGACGAGCCUCCUCAUGUUGAAGGGGACAUUGUUAAAGCUGAUGCUAGUCAUGUUGGAGCAGAGCAGUACAUCUCAGAGAUUUUCGGUAGUUGGGCGAUAUUCCGUCCACAGUACAUGAUUGGCUCAGGAAACAACAAAGAUUGUGAGGAGUGGUUCUUUGAUCGAAUUGUUCGAGGCAGACCAGUCCCAAUCCCUGGCUCUGGAAUGCAAUUAACGAAUAUAUCCCAUGUUAGGGAUUUAUCGUCCAUGCUUACUUUGGCAGUUGAGAAUCCAGAUGCUGCAAGUGGCAAAAUCUUCAACUGUGUUAGCGACCAUGCUGUGACACUCGAUGGAAUGGCCAAACUAUGUGCUAAAGCUGCUGGCUACCCCGUUGAGAUUGUGCAUUAUGAUCCAAAAGCUGUUGGAAUCAACGACGCAAAGAAAGCCUUCCCUUUCCGUAAUAUGCAUUUUUACGCAGAGCCAAGAGCUGCCAAGGAUAUUCUUGGAUGGUGUGGUACCACAAAUCUUCCAGAAGACUUGAAGGAACGCUUUGAGGAGUAUGUGAAGAUUGGAAGAGACAAGAAGCCCAUGAAAUUUGAGAUAGACGAUAAGAUACUAGAAUCGUUGAAACUGAAAGUGCCAGUAUCUGUUUGAUAAACCUUCAUGCCUCUCGUGUUAAAGGAGAAAGAGAUGAAGUUUUGUGUCGCGCUCUCCAAAAGAAAUUUAAUAAAUGUUGAUUGGAAGUCAGAACCGUUGUAGAUACCAUGGAAUUGUACUAAACAUUCUUCUUACCUUGCCACUCUGUUUUACAGGAUAUUAUAUCACAGAGACCAUGAUAAAGUUCAUUUAUAGCUUCUGG